Molecule: messenger RNA, 867 nt
Organism: Fusarium falciforme
Lineage: Eukaryota; Fungi; Ascomycota; Sordariomycetes; Hypocreales; Nectriaceae
Exons: 6
Coding region: 1-867 (288 amino acids)
Molecular function (GO): oxidoreductase activity, acting on the CH-OH group of donors, NAD or NADP as acceptor
Source: RefSeq, a predicted model, not a curated record
AUGACGACAUAUCACAUCAAGCCAGUCGAUAAUCGAGUUCAGGGUCGUCUGGCCCUCGUAACGGGCGCAAGGGCCCUGGCUGCCGAGGGCUGCGACGUAGCUUUGCACUAUUCUUCGAGUCAAGAGAAGGCCCAGACUCUGGCCUCUGAACUUCAGGCUUCGUUUCCAGAGCAGAGAUUCUUCUGUGUUUCUGCAGAUCUCUCUAACCGUGAUGCUACGAGGGCACUUGUUCCUAAUGUGUUGAACCAUGGUGAAGUGGCUGGAAGACAUUCUGCGGUGUCCAUCCUUGUUGCCAAUGCUGGUGUUGGAAAACGUAUCCGCGAUAUCCAGAAUAUCGAGGAGGACAACUGGGACGAAGUUAUGGAGGUGAAUGCCCGGAGCCAAUUUGUGGUCACUAAGGCAUGUCUCCCAGGCAUGCGCUCCCAAGGCUGGGGCCGCGUCAUCCUCGUUGGAAGCAUUGCUAGUCGAGGAGGUGGUAUCAAUGGAUGCCACUAUGCAGCUACCAAGGGAGCUCUCAGCUCGAUGGGCUUGAAUCUCGCCACGGUACUUGCUCCAGAGGGAGUGACCGUCAACAUCGUAAGACAACUCAAUCUCCUCAACCCUGGCAGUGUGCUAAGCCUCCAACUACAGGUUCUUCCCGCCUUGAUUGGGUCCACGGGCAUGAUACCAACUCCCAAGUCACAGACAUGGGAGAAAAACACUGAUCUUGAGGCGCUGAGAGAGGAGGAUCCCGGGUUGGCCAUCGCAGCUAGUAUCCCCGUACACCGUCUGGGAGUGCCAGAAGAGGUCGCAAACGUCGUUACAAUGAUGGCAAAGACGGGAUAUAUGACGGGACAGGAGAUUUUGCUGGCUGGAGGACUGAGGUAG